AUGCCGAUAAUAAGUAAGGCAGAUCGAAGUCGAGAUGAAGCAAGUACAGAAAUAGAGCAUAUCGAUCGUGGAAUACAUUCAUUCCAGGAAAUUUCUCACAUAUUCAACAAUAUGGCAUUGAGAAGAUUGAUUUUGAGUCACAACAGAAUUUCAUCCGUACCACCAAAUAUCGCGGAUUUGGUCAAUUUAGAGAGUUUGAAUUUAUGGAACAAUCAAAUCGAAGAUUUGCCGACAUCAAUAUCGUCGUUGAAUAAAUUGCGAAUUCUUAACUUGGGGAUGAACCGGCUGAAUAUAUUGCCAAGAGGUUUCGGGUCAUUUCAAGCGUUGGAAAUAUUGGAUCUAACUUAUAAUAAUUUGAAUGAACGCAGUUUGCCGGGAAAUUUCUUUUUUAUGCCAACACUACGUGCCCUAUAUUUGGGUGACAAUGAUUUUGAAUAUUUACCCGCUGAUAUUGAAAAUCUUUCGAGUUUGCAAGUUUUGGUGUUACGUGAAAACGAUUUACUCGCUUUGCCGAAAGAAAUUGGUAAACUUUAUCGCUUGAAAGAACUUCAUAUUCAGGGAAAUCGUUUGACCGUUUUGCCACCGGAAAUCGCUGGAUUGGAUCUUGUUGGUCCGAAGCGAGUUCUGCGACUUGAGAAUAAUCCCUGGGUACAAUCACUGGCAGAGCCAUUAACCAAAGAAAUUUUGUCCAGUGAGACCAUUGUCGGUAUUGAUGUGUAUGAAGUAAUUUUUACAGGUCCACUUGCUUUAAUGGAAUACCUUCGGUCGGAUUCGUAUAAAUAUCAAUAUGGACGCCAAGAAUCGGGAACCGGUGUAGCACCACCAAAAACUCGAAAUAAGGAUAAAAAGAUUAGUAGGCAAAAAGUGAAACAAGGAUGUUAA
Molecule: messenger RNA, 882 nt
Organism: Cercopithifilaria johnstoni
Lineage: Eukaryota; Metazoa; Nematoda; Chromadorea; Rhabditida; Onchocercidae
Source: the annotation of a GenBank genome assembly